Molecule: messenger RNA, 773 nt
Organism: Cajanus cajan (pigeon pea)
Lineage: Eukaryota; Viridiplantae; Streptophyta; Magnoliopsida; Fabales; Fabaceae
Product: Thioredoxin superfamily protein
Biological process (GO): cell redox homeostasis
Source: RefSeq, a predicted model, not a curated record
UAGCGACAGGCUUUUUAUUUUUCAUUUUGAACACUAUACUCCGAUUUUGUUUAGUUGUAGUUGUUUGUUCUCUCACGUUGUAUUCGAUAAUUUGGCGCUUUCUCCACUCUCCGAUACCGGAAACGAAAUGGGUUUGAUUCCUAAUCCUAAUCCAAACCCUAAGCAGGGUGUGUUUUGCUUAAAAUGGCCAUGGAAUGAUGCAAACCCUAGCCCCUGCAAGUUCGAGGGUCCUUGGCUAUUCAAUUCUCUCCAGAACCUUGGCUUAACCGCUUUCCAUUUUGCGAGCUCCGUUUCAAGACGGAAGAAGAAACCGAGUCCACCGCAGUCGGAGGCGGAGCAGAGAGCGUUUGCGUCGGCUCUGGCGAGCGGGAAGGAGGCGACGUUGCUGGAGUUCUACUCGCCCAAGUGCAGACUCUGCAAUUCCCUUCUCAAUUUUGUUUCCCAAGUCGAAACCAGAAAUUCUCAAUGGCUCAACAUUGUCAUGGCUGAUGCUGAGAAUCCCAAUUGGCUACCUGAGCUCCUUAAUUAUGAUGUUAGCUAUGUUCCUUGCUUUGUGAUUCUUGACAACAAUGGCAAGGCCCUGGCAAAGACAGGUGUCCCAAAUAGUCGUUUACAUGUUAUUGCAGGAGUCUCCCAUCUUCUCAAAAUGAAGCGCCCUCAACAAAAUAAUGGAUGAUGAAUUUAGUUCUUGAAAACCAACAUAUUUUGUGGGAUUGGUAUAUAUAUCUUAAAUAACAUUUUAUGCAAAUCAUUAAUCAUCCUUCUUCCUUUCA